GUUUUGGCCGAGCAGAGCUUCUGUUUGUUUCACUCCAUGCUUGCGAUGGCUGAUGAUAUCAAGUUCCUCCUUUUGGUUUUACUCUUGAGCUGCUCAACGUUGUGUUUUGGUUCUGAAGCUGAUAUCCAGUGUCUGAAGUCUGUGCAACAAUCAGUGAAUGAUCCCAACGGUGUACUCAAAUCCUCAUGGAUCUUUAAAAAUGCCACCGAAGGUUACAUCUGCCUCUUUACUGGUGUGGAAUGUUGGCACCCCGACGAGAAUAGGAUUUUCUCUCUGCGUUUGGGCAACCUUGGACUUCAAGGUUCAUUUCCUCGUGGUCUACAGAACUGUUCAAGCGUGACAGGCAUGGACCUGUCAAAUAACAAUUUGUCAGGACCAAUCCCUCAGGAAAUUUCACGGGAGAUGCCGUAUCUGACAUUUCUCGAUCUUUCGUACAAUAGCUUUUCGGGUUCAAUCCCACAGAAUAUCUCAAAUAUGACAUAUCUGAAUCUCCUCAAUCUCCAGCAUAACCAACUUAGCGGUCAAAUUCCACCGCAAUUCGAUUUGCUUACUCGGUUAAUCGCAUUCAAUGUAGCGGAGAACUUGUUAUCAGGGCCUAUUCCUCCUUUGCUACAGAACUUUCCGGCUUCGAACUUUGCUGGUAACCAAAGGCUUUGUGGUGCACCAUUGCAUGAUUGUACCCCCUCGAGGAGGAGAUGGAGGCCGGUACGAAUCAAGCUGCACAGGCUCAACGACCAGUCGAGCAUCGGAGCGGCCGUCGGAUUCGUCAUGGGGUUUUUGGUGGCCUUCUACUUCCCGCGCUGCUUCGUCUGUUCCGUGAGGCUCCGAGCCUACGUCGUCCGCAUAUGA
Molecule: messenger RNA, 849 nt
Organism: Triticum dicoccoides
Lineage: Eukaryota; Viridiplantae; Streptophyta; Magnoliopsida; Poales; Poaceae
Product: probably inactive leucine-rich repeat receptor-like protein kinase At5g48380
Exons: 1
Coding region: 37-849 (270 amino acids)
Molecular function (GO): protein binding
Source: RefSeq, a predicted model, not a curated record